AUGGUGCAGAAGAAGGUGGCGGACGUGACGGACUUCAACUGGAUAUCGCAACUUCGUUACUACUGGCGCGGAGAGCGGCUGCAGUGUUGUAUGAUCACUACAGAAGUGCAAUACGGCUUCGAGUACCUCGGCAACACCGGCCGCCUCGUCGCCACGCCACUCACCGAUCGCUGCUACAGAACACUAAUGAGUGCUUUGAAACUUAACCUGGGAGGUGCGCCUGAAGGACCAGCCGGUACGGGAAAGACGGAGACAACGAAGGACCUGGCCAAGGCUGUGGCCAAGAAGUGCGUCGUCUUCAAUUGCUCCGACGGUCUUGAUUACAAAGCGCUGGGCAAAUUCUUUAAGGGAUUAGCUCAGUCUGGUGCAUGGGCGUGUUUCGACGAAUUCAAUCGCAUCGAGCUGGAAGUGUUGUCUGUCGUAGCUCAACAAAUCCUAUCCAUACAACUUGCCAUCCUACGGCGGGAGAAGCGAUUCGUCUUCGAGGGCACAGAGAUCUGCCUCGACCCGACCUGCUCAGUUUUCAUCACGAUGAAUCCAGGUUACGCCGGUCGAACGGAACUGCCCGACAACCUUAAGGUGUUGUUUAGGACGGUGGCCAUGAUGGUGCCGGACUACGCAAUGAUCGGUGAAAUCACGCUCUACUCGAACGGAUUUGUGAACGCUGGGCCGCUGGCCCGCAAGAUUGUGCAGGCGUACAAGCUGUGUUCGGAGCAGUUGUCGUCGCAGAACCACUACGACUACGGCAUGCGCGCCGUCAAGUCCGUGCUGCUCGCCUCCGGAGCCUUAAAGAAGAACUACCCGGAGAAAGAUGAGGCUCAGCUUGUGCUGAGAGCCGUCAUAGACGUCAACAUGCCCAAGUUCCUCUCACAGGACGUGCCCCUGUUCACUGGUAUCUACUCAGACCUGUUCCCGGGCGUGGAGAUCCCUCAGCCAGACCGCGAUGAGCUGCUCGUCUGCAUCAAGAAAGAGUUGGACAAACGCAACCUGCAGCCCACAGAUUGGUAUCUCGAGAAAAUCAUACAGAUCUACGAAAUGAUGCUAGUACGACACGGCUUCAUGAUUGUCGGUCCACCGAUGGGCGGCAAAACCCAGGCCUACCAGACUCUGGCCGAGUCUCUACGCGCACUGCAGCUGAUGAAGCCACUGCCGCGUCACAAAGAGUUCGGAGCUAUCUAUCGUAUUAUCAAUCCUAAGGCUAUCACAAUGGGGCAACUUUACGGUUGCUUCGAUCCCGCUUCGCAUGAAUGGUCUGAUGGAGUGCUGGCUAUAGCGUUUCGCGAAUACGCAAUGUCGUUAACCCGCGACCGCAAGUGGAUUCUGUUCGACGGUCCGGUGGAUGCUGUGUGGAUCGAGAACAUGAACACCGUACUGGACGACAACAAAAAGCUGUGCCUCAUGAGCGGGGAGAUCAUACAGAUGACCAACAAGAUGAAUCUGAUCUACGAGCCUGCGGACUUGGAAUUCGCUUCCCCGGCGACGGUGUCUCGCUGUGGCAUGAUCUACAUGGAGCCAGAACAACUGGGGUGGCGCGCAUUCUUGGCCUCGUACAACACUCACUUGAGCAAGAAAUUGAUCCCGGAGCAGUUUGAUUUGAUACAGGAGCUAAUCAACUGGCUUGUGCCGCCAAUAUUCGAAUUCCUUACGCAACGUUGCCAACAGUUCGUGAAAGUUGGGGAGAUCCAUCAGUUUUAUUCGUUCUCACGUUUGUUCACUUGCCUGCUGGAAGGCGAGACGCAAUUCAGUACUGUGUGGUUGCUCUGCACUUUUUUGUUCGCGCUUUUGUGGGGAAUCGCUGCCACUAUCAAUGGUGAAAGUCGUAAAUUGUUCGAUACAUUCUUCCGUAAGUUACUAGACGGCAGCAACGCAACUUAUCCCAAACCGAAGUCCUUCAAGUUGGUCAAGAACCAGCUGUUCCAGGAUAAGGAUACUGUGUUCGAUUACGUGUACGACAAGCGGAACAACGGAACCUGGAUUCCGUGGGUAGAUUUGGAGAAAGAAGCACCUAUACCGAUGAACGCGAAGGUCAACGAACUGAUAAUCCUGACGAAUGAGAAUGCUUGCCUUCGAUAUUUCGUGACAAAGAUGGUGAACUCCCGAAUACCAAUACUUUUGGUCGGUCCCACCGGCACUGGCAAAUCUUCUCUUGUGUUGGACUUUCUGCUUUCAUUGCCUAAGGACAAGUAUAUCACUAAUACUAUUAACUUUUCUGCCAGAACUACCGCUAAUCAGACUCAAGACAUUAUAAUGUCAAAAGUAGACAGAAGACGCAAAGGUGUAUUUGGGCCCUCCAUGGGCAAGAAGUGCGUCUUGUUCGUCGACGACCUAAGUAUGCCGCAAAAAGAGCAAUGGGGUGCCCAACCACCUUUGGAGUUACUGCGGCAAUGGGUUGAUCAUGGACACUGGUACGACCUCAAAGACAAAGCUCGCCAAGAGGUGGGGGAUGUGCUGUUGGUCUCGGCAAUGCUUCCGCCAGGAGGUGGCUCCAACUUGAUAUCCUCGCGUUUAACUCGCCACAUGAUGCUGAUUGCACUGGACUCUUUUGAGGAUAAUACACUGAACAAGAUAUUCUGUACAAUCAUGGACUGGCAUUUCAGUAAAGGAUUCGCUGAUGUACUGGUUCGUCAGAGUAAGGCGGUCGUGUCUGCUACAAUGGAGGUGUACAAAGCGGUGACGGUGCAGUUCCUACCGACGCCGAGCAAGUGCCACUACUUGUUCAACCUGCGGGACUUCGCACGCGUCAUGCGCGGCGUACUGCUCGUUCCUCACACGCACAUGAAGGAACUGAGCAAACUUGUGCUGCUCUGGAUACACGAGACUUAUCGCGUGUUCUAUGACCGCUUGGCGGACGAUACUGAUAGAGCUCGCUUAUUUGAAAUAGUUUAUAAGGCGGUGUAUUCAAAUUACCGAGUCCACAUGGACCAAGUACUAACGGAGCUCGGCUACGUGCCUGAGGGCGAGAAGUGUUCCGAUCGGCAUGUUAACAAUAUUUUCUUCGGCAACUACAUGGAGCCAGACGCCGAUCCUAAGAUUUACGACCAGGUAAUGGACUUAGAUGACAUGGCGGUUAAGAUGGAAUACUAUCUGGAGGAGUACAACGUUGUAUCAUCAUCACCGAUGUCGUUGGUGAUGUUCCGCUAUGCAUUAGAUCACAUCUCCAGGUGCACCAGGGUUUUGUUACAGGAUAAUGGUAACUUAUUGCUCGUCGGCGUAGGCGGAAGUGGCAGAAGUAGCGCCGUGAAACUUGCUGCAAGCAUUUUAGAAAUGAACGUUAUACAGAUUGAAAUUUCGCGCUUGUAUGGACAAAAUGAAUGGCGUGAUGAUAUUCGUAAAAUGCUCAUGAAGGCUGGCAUCAUUGGCAAGCCCCUCGUUUUUCUUUUUUCUGACAAUCAGAUAAUGUAUGAAGGCAUGGUGGAAGACAUCAAUAUGUUGUUGAACACUGGUGACAUACCCAAUCUGUACGGUAUGGAAGAAAAGGUUGAAAUAUUGGACAAGAUGCAAGCGGCAGUAAGGGAAAGCGGCAAAAAAAUGGAGACAACGCCGCUGGCAAUGUUCGGUUUCUAUGUAGAGCGAGUAAAAGCAAAUUUGCGUACAGUGUUGGCCAUGUCGCCCAUUGGAGACUCGUUUAGGAACCGCCUUAGGAUGUUCCCCUCAGUUAUCAACUGCUGCACUAUUGACUGGUUUACCGCUUGGCCUUCAGAGGCUUUGGAACGUGUCGCUUAUAUGUUCAUUAACAAGAUGGAUGACGUUAAUGAAGAACUUCGUGAAGCAUGCGUGGAAAUGUGUCAGCUGUUCCACACCAGCGUCGUGCGACUCAGCGAUAGAUUCUACACAGAGCAGCGGAGAAAAGUAUACGUCACUCCUACAAGCUAUUUAGAACUCAUUAAGGCUUUUCAGAGCUUGUAUGCUCUGAAAGUAGACCAGAUAACAAAAUCAAGAAUACGGUACGAGACUGGGCUGGAGCAGCUGGAGUUCGCCGCAGGGCAAGUGGCCGUGAUGCAGGGCAACCUCAUAGACCUGCAGCCGCAGCUCGUCGAGACCUCCGACAAAACAGAGAAGCUAAUGAUCAAGAUUGAACAGGACACCGUAGUGGUCGAGAAGCAGAAAGAAAUCGUGGGCGCGGACGAAGCGCUCGCGAAUGAGGCGGCCGCUGCAGCUCAGGCGAUAAAGGAUGACUGCGAGUCCGAUUUAGCUGAAGCCGUACCCGCACUGGCAGCUGCGCUGGCCGCUCUUGAUACCCUCAAGCCCGCUGACAUCACCCUCGUCAAGGCCAUGAAGAACCCGCCCGCCGGCGUCAAGCUGGUCAUGGAGGCCGUCUGUGUCAUGAAGGGCGUGCGCGGCGACAGGAAGUUCGACGCCACUGGUAAAGCUUAUGAAGACUUUUGGGGACCAUCCCAGAAGAUGCUUGGCGACAUGAAAUUCCUCGACAGCUUGAGGAACUACGACAAGGAUAAUAUUCCUCCUGCAAUUAUGAAAAAAAUACGAGAGAAAUACAUCCCGGAUCGAGAUUUCGAUCCGGUCGUGAUAGCCAAGGUGUCUUCUGCUUGCGAGGGUUUGUGUCGCUGGGUCCGCGCUAUGGACGUUUACGAUAGGGUUAUCAAGGUGGUAGCACCAAAGAAAGCCGCUUUAGCGGAGGCUGAGGCAGAACUUCAAGUGCAAAUGAACACCCUGAACGAGAAGAGAGCUCAGCUUCAGGCUGUGUUGGACAAACUGCAGGCUCUAAAUGAUGAGUUCGCGGAAAUGACGCGGAAAAAGAAAGGUCUAGAAGAUGAGAUCGACUUGUGCUCAACGAAGUUGGCACGUGCCGAGCAGCUGAUUGGCGGCCUGGGCGGGGAGAAGGCGCGCUGGACGCAGCUAGCCCAGCAGCUGCAGGAGUUACUCUCUAACAUUAUCGGUGACGUCCUUCUGUCGGCUGGUUUCAUUGCGUACUUGGGUCCCUACACGGUGAGCUAUAGACGAGAAGUUAUACAGAUCUGGAACCAAAGGACAAAGGAUCUCAAUAUACCAUGUUCGGACGCUUUCUCGUUGAUAACGACUCUGGGUGAGCCGGUGGUGAUCAGAGCAUGGAACAUUGCGGGCUUGCCUGUCGACUCCUUUUCCAUAGAGAACGGCAUAAUUGUAGAGAAAUCUCGACGCUGGGCGCUCAUGAUUGACCCUCAGGAGCAAGCGAAUAAAUGGGUGAAGAACAUGGAACGGGAAAACCAGCUGAAAGUGAUAAAACUGACGGACGCAAACUACACGCGAGUGCUGGAAAACGCGAUCCAACUAGGCCUGCCCGUGCUGCUAGAGAACGUGCGAGAGCACCUGGACGCGGUGAUCGAGCCCGUGCUGCUGAGAAACAUAUUCAGGUCGGGCGGCAUAGACUGCUUGAAAUUCGGUGACGACAUCUUGGAGUACAACUACAAUUUCCGCUUCUACGUCACAACGCGUCUUAGCAACCCGCACUACCUGCCAGAGAUUGCAGUUAAAGUAACAUUGUUAAACUUCAUGAUAACACCCCAAGGGUUAGAAGAUCAAUUACUUGGCAUCGUGGUGGCACAAGACAGACCUGAACUGGAACUUAAGAAAAAUCAACUUAUAGUCGAAGGUGCGACCAAUAAAAGGACUUUGAAAGAAAUUGAAGAUAAAAUACUUGAGGUGCUGUCGUCAGCCGGUAAUAUCCUGGAGGACGAGUCGGCGAACGUGAUCCUAUCGUCUUCGAAGCAGCUGUCGCUGGAGAUCGAGGCGAAGCAGGCGGCGGCGGCGGGCACCGAGCGCGAGAUCGACGCCGCGCGCCAGCUCUAUGUGCCCGUCUCAGAGCAUAGCUCCGUGCUCUUCUUCUGCAUCUGCGAUCUAGCGAACAUCGAUCCUAUGUACCAGUACUCACUUAAUUGGUUCAUAAAUUUAUACAAUCAGGCGAUUAUUAACUCACCGAAAAGCGACGACCUAUCUAUUCGUCUUCAGGGACUCAACGAUUAUUUCACACGUAGCAUCUACGAAAACGUCUGCCGCAGUCUGUUCGAAAAGGACAAACUUAUAUUCUCUCUCGUUCUAACUCUCGGCUUAUUGAGACCUAAGGGAGAAAUAGACGACGAGCUCGUUGCGUUCCUAUUGACCGGGGGCGUGGCGCUGGAAAACCCUUACGAGAACCCGGCGCCCGGCUGGCUCUCCGAGAAAUCCUGGUCGGAGAUUGUGCGCUGCAGCAAUCUAAAUGGGUUGCGCGGGUUUAAAGAGAACUUUGAAGCGAACUUGAACAGCUGGAAGGAUUUCUACGAUCUAUCGGCUCCACAAGAAAGUAACUUUCCAGCGCCUUAUGAAAACAUCAAAGGGAUCCCGAAGCUCAUUAUUUUGAGAUGCAUCCGCCCAGACAAACUUAUUCCAUUGGUGCAACAAUACGUGGCCGAAUCUCUGGGGCGGAAUUACAUCGAGCCGCCGCCCUUUGAUCUCCAGCGUUCGUACGACGAUAGCAACUGCUGCUCACCACUCAUAUUCAUACUGUCUCCCGGUUCAGACCCCAUGUCAGGACUGGUCAAGUUCUCGAUGGAAAAGAAGGUCGUUAGCUUCGAAACUAUCUCGCUUGGACAGGGUCAGGGCCCAAUAGCAACAAACAUGAUUAACCAAGCGAUAGUGUCGGGUGGCUGGGUGGUGCUGCAGAACUGUCACGUGAUGGAAUCGUGGAUGGGCGAGCUGGAGAGGAUCUGCGCCGAGGUGAUCGUUCCGCAUGGGACGCAUCCGCACUUCCGGUGCUGGCUCACAUCGUACCCGAGCAAGGCAUUCCCGGUUACUGUGCUUCAGAACGGAGUGAAAAUGACGAACGAAGCGCCAAAAGGUCUCAAGAACAACAUGUAUCGUUCGUAUACGUCGGACCCGAUCUGCGAGCCGGAGUUCUACAUAUCAUGUCCGCGUACCGAAGAGUGGAGGCGGCUAUUGUUCGCGUUGUGUUUCUUCCACGCUCUGGUGCAGGAGAGACGCGCGUUUGGACCGCUCGGCUGGAACAUAUCCUACGAGUUCAACGAGAGCGACCUCAGGAUCUGCGUCAUGCAGCUGCAGAUGUUCUUAACCGACUACGCGGAGACACCGUUUGAGGCGCUAAACUACCUCGCGGGCGAGUGCAACUACGGCGGCCGAGUCACCGACGACAAGGACCGCAGGCUCAUUCUCUCGCUGCUCUCUAUUUUCUACAACGAAGAGGUCAUUACAGAUCCGAACUACUCAUUCUCCCCGAGCGGCAACUACAGAAUCCCUCCGAGCAUGGAUUACAACUCCGUUCUAGAACACAUCAAGGCUCUGCCCAUGAUUGCGAAGCCCGAGGUUUUUGGUCUGCACGAGAACGCCGACAUCACGAAAGACAACAAAGAGACUGCAGCGCUGCUGUUCGGGUGCCUGCUGACGCAGACGUGGUUGGCGGGCGCGGGUGGUGUUGGUGGGGAGGGCGGGGAGGCGCGCGGUGUGAGCGAGCUGACGCGCGAGCUGCUCGCGCGCCUGCCGCCUCCUUACGAUGUGUUCAUGGUCUCGCGCCGCUACCCCGUGCAGUACUACAACAGUAUGAACACCGUGCUCAAGCAGGAGUUGAUUCGCUACAACCGACUGCUUGCGGUUGUGUCGCGAACACUUCACGGCGUGAACCUGGCAGCACAGGGGCUGGCCAUCAUGAGCGCUGAGCUGGAGGCGUGCGCGGACUCUUUCCUCAAAGGGCUGGUGCCUAACGCCUGGAUGGCCAAGUCGUACCCCUCUAUGAAGCCGCUGGGCUCGUACAUGACUGAUUUCCUUGCGAGACUAAAGUUCCUUCAAGAUUGGAUAGACGACGGACCACCAACAGUAUUCUGGAUAUCAGGAUUCUUUUUCACCCAAUCUUUCCUCACGGGAGUUCUGCAGAACUAUUCUCGGCAUAACAAGAUACCCAUCGACCAGGUGCACUUCGAGUUCACCAUCACAGGCAUGGAGGCGGAGUGUGAUGAGGAGCCCACAUUUGGAGUUUACUGCAAGCAAAAGCAAGAUAUGGAUAUUCAGGGUCAGGAGGAACAGGGUCACAGUGUGUUUGUUUGGGGUCUUUAUCUAGAGGGUGCCAGAUGGAACCGUCAAACAGGUCAGCUGGACGAGUCCUACCCAAAGAUCUUAUUUGAUACAAUCCCUAUUAUUUGGUUCAAACCGGCAUUAAUCAUCGAUUUCAACCCGCCACCCAGCUACUUCUGUCCAAUAUAUAAAACAAGUGAAAGAAAGGGGGUGUUAGCAACAACAGGACAUUCCAGUAACUUUGUAAUGUAUAUAACACUGAGAUCGGACAUACCAGAAAAACAUUGGAUUAACAGAGGUGUUGCUAGCUUAACGCAACUUGAUGAUUAA
Messenger RNA from Parnassius apollo (apollo), 8322 nucleotides. The record is from the annotation of a GenBank genome assembly. Lineage: Eukaryota; Metazoa; Arthropoda; Insecta; Lepidoptera; Papilionidae.